AUGCGUACCUCCUUUUUCCUCGCUGCAGCCCUUGCUACACUGGGUACCCAAGCCGACGAUACCAGCAGCGAUGUCAUUGGCUACUUCUCUCCUGCUUGGGACGCGGGCCUACUCCAGUACGGCGGUUGGACAAGCACUGCCGCCAGCCUGGUUACCCACAAUACCGCGGCCGCCACAUACCAUGUCAGCUGUCUGAAAGACGCUCCCAAGACAGAUUGCAACUAUCCCACUCCGUGGACGAUUGUCCAAGGCCCGGAGACAGUCAGCUUCACGGGGAAAUAUAUCGCAUCCACCUCGGACAAGUCCACCAGCUAUGAUAUCACUCUCACCCAGUCCUACGAGUGCUCGCUGAAAGCUUCGACUGAGUCAGCCAGCUGCACUAUGAGUGUCGGCAUGAGCGGAUCUGUGGACGGAGGGAAAUAUGAAUCUUCCACUUCCAGCAAGGCGACCUAUACCACUGCGCCAAUGUCCAAUUCAUACUACCAGUUGACGGUAACCGCGGGAUUGCCAACGGGAUCAAGUUCGACAUCGGUCGAGACAACUCAGUCAACUGGCGGUGCUCCUGGACCCGCGGGUGCUUUGAUUACAGCUGCUCCUAUGGUGGCUGCUGCAAUGGCUGCUCUACUGUGA
This is a messenger RNA of Penicillium egyptiacum, 630 nucleotides long. Lineage: Eukaryota; Fungi; Ascomycota; Eurotiomycetes; Eurotiales; Aspergillaceae. The record is from the annotation of a GenBank genome assembly.